AUGUCUCCGCGUCACUACACCUUCCCAUAUCUUACUAUUGUGAAUCAGGACAAAAAUUUUGCCCUCCAGCGCGAUUGCGUGAUCAAAACCGAGGGGAACAAUAGCAGGUUCAACUCCGAAAUCGCAGUUUUGCGCUCUCAGGUGGAUACGCUGCAACAAACAGUUCUUACCCUGAAAUCCGACCACGGGGAUAUCGUCGACGCUCUGAAAUCUGAACAUGAACGCAACCUCGCAUUGGCGGAUGAACGAGCAGACCGUCGUUCGGCUGCUGCAGAGGACAAAGUUCGCGAGUUGACUGCUGAAGUAACUAGACUGCAGAUACACUAUGAGUCGCCUACCAGGAGCCAAAAACGCCAAGAAGAGAUGAUUCAAGCCGAGCGCCGUAUACAGGAGCUAAUAGACUCGAACAGCUCCUUGGUGAACGAAAUCGACGCUUUGAGGGAACGCGGCAGGAACAUCCAGUCGCGCCACGAGAAUGGAGACUUGACGACCGAAGAGAGGGUAUUUAUUGCCGGCCUUGUGGGCAGCACGAAGGCCAUUUUCGCCCAUGAAUUGAUUGACAAACGCAAUGAACUGCGCCAGCGCGAGAACAAGAUCGAGAAGUUGACUGCUCGCAUCACUUUCCUUGAGUCCUCUCUUAGAUCUCAGAUUACCGAUCAGUCUCCCAUGGAAGACGUCACGACCUCGACAGUCUCUCGUCCCACGACUUUGACGACUGGCAUCGUUCGUUCAAACGCGGGUGUGCGCCAGGAAAUACAUACCAAGGAAUCUACUGCUCAAGGAUCAAAGGCGAAAGUUGACGGUCAAUCAAGGGCAACAGCCUUAAACCCGAACGGGAGCUUGAGCGACGAUUCCUCACCUCCCAGAGGUGUUGCACCCGCUAAGCGCCAGCGUGCCGCCGAAGCUGUAACGGAGUCUAAGGUACCGAGGCGCACGGUAUGA
Molecule: messenger RNA, 942 nt
Organism: Punctularia strigosozonata HHB-11173 SS5
Lineage: Eukaryota; Fungi; Basidiomycota; Agaricomycetes; Corticiales; Punctulariaceae
Exons: 6
Coding region: 1-942 (313 amino acids)
Source: RefSeq, a predicted model, not a curated record